AAAGUAUUUAUGUGUCAGAUCAAAUUAAGAUUCAGUAAUAUAAACAUAUUUCACAAUAAAAGAAAUAACAAUUAAUUUAAAAUAGGAAGGAGUUUACUUUAUUUAAUUUUAUUUUAUACUACAUUACCAUUAAUUGACGUCAAUGGCAGAACCAGAAUAUCAACAAGUAGUUACCAAAGGAUUACUAGCUAGAAUAUCAGACACAUUUCCAUUUAAUUGGACUGGGACAUCAUUAAAUAUGUUGCGGGCAAUUGAGAAAAAGAUUUUGUCUUAUUUGAAAUCAACGCAUAGAGGCUUUUACGUAGACAUCGGACCUGCUGUUGGAGAUAAUGAUAAAAUAUGGACAAUUGGCAUUAAUAAUGAAUCACUCAAAACACCUUUAGUUAUGUUACAUGGUUUAGGUGCUGGUGUCGCAUUAUGGGUAUUAAAUUUAGAUUCACUUUCAACAAAUAGACCCGUGUAUGCAAUUGAUUUAUUAGGGUUUGGUCGUAGUUCUCGUCCUAAUUUUUCAAAUGAUGCAAUGAUAUGCGAAAAACAAUUUGUUAAAUCAAUUGAAGAAUGGCGUCGUGAAAUGAGUAUUGAUAAAAUGAUUUUGCUAGGGCAUUCUAUGGGAGGAUUUUUAGCAGCAAGUUACUCAAUAUCUUAUCCAGAUAAUGUAAAACAUUUGAUAUUAGCAGAUCCUUGGGGAUUUCCAGAAAAACCAGCAGAAACACCAGAAAAACUCAAAAGUGUGCCGUUAUGGGUGAAAACAAUUGCAUACGUUGUUCAACCUUUAAAUCCAUUAUGGGCAUUACGUGCUGCUGGUCCUUGGGGACAAUGGGUCGUAGAAAAAACACGUCCUGAUAUUACAAGAAAAUUUUCAAUACUUAUUGAUGAACCUGAUUUAAUACCACAAUAUAUUCAUCAAUGUAACGCUCAAUCACCAUCAGGAGAAAGUGCUUUUCAUUCAAUGAUGGAAAGUUUUGGAUGGGCGAAAAAUCCAAUGAUUAAACGAAUACAAAAUUUGCGAGAGGAUGUUCCCAUGACGGUAAUUUACGGUUCGAGAUCGUGGAUUGAUAGUUCAGCUGGAGAUAAAAUUAAAAUUCUUCGACCAAACAGUAUUGUAAAUAUGAGAAUAAUAAAUGGUGCAGGUCAUCAUGUUUAUGCUGACAAACCUUCAGUGUUUAAUCAAUAUGUUUUAGAAGCUUGUGGUGAUAAUGAUAGCAAAUUGGAUGAAGAAAAAAAUCUAAGUAAUAUUAGUAAUACAAGUACAGAUAGUCAAAAGAAUACUCCUGAAGCUACUGAAUCAGAUCAAGAUAACGAAAGAAGUAUUACGACAAACAGAGAACAACCAGUGCAACAACCUUCAUCAAAUUAAUUUCAAAUUUAUUAAAUUUUCAUUUUAAAAAUUGGAUUUGUAGAAAAAUUGUG
Molecule: messenger RNA, 1410 nt
Organism: Condylostylus longicornis
Lineage: Eukaryota; Metazoa; Arthropoda; Insecta; Diptera; Dolichopodidae
Gene: puml
Product: (Lyso)-N-acylphosphatidylethanolamine lipase
Exons: 2
Coding region: 143-1357 (404 amino acids)
Cellular component (GO): lipid droplet
Source: RefSeq, a predicted model, not a curated record